Molecule: messenger RNA, 872 nt
Organism: Eriocheir sinensis (Chinese mitten crab)
Lineage: Eukaryota; Metazoa; Arthropoda; Malacostraca; Decapoda; Varunidae
Product: carbohydrate sulfotransferase 12-like
Exons: 2
Coding region: 1-855 (284 amino acids)
Biological process (GO): carbohydrate biosynthetic process
Cellular component (GO): membrane
Molecular function (GO): sulfotransferase activity
Source: RefSeq, a predicted model, not a curated record
AUGCAGGCUGGGUCUUCAGCGAUAAGGGAAUUCAUCGGUCACGUGCAGAACAAGACUCCAUCGGCUCCCCGGCCUCUCAGAGCAGUAGUGGUGAGACACCCGCUGGCCAGGCUCGCCUCAGCCUACAGAGACAAGUUCCUAACCGGCAAAUUACUCUUUGAGUAUGACGAUAAAUGGCGAAACGUUACACAGAGUGCUGAGAGUUGGGAAACACGCUUCGACAAAUACUGGCUGCCUGCACUCGUCUCUGAGGGAUUUCUCGAUCGAAAUCGAAAGUUCAACGAAACGUUAAGCAAGAUCAGGAAAACAUACCAGGUAUAUAUGGACAACUUUGUAAGCCAGUCGGGUGCCCUCUUGACCAUUCCAUCACAAGAGGAGAAUCAGUUUUACGGUGUAGAAGAAAUGGAAACUGCCUACCUCAUGAUAUAUAAUGGCCCUCAUAUUGGAUUCUCCACGAUAUUCAGGAAUGCCUACAAUGUAAGUGACCUGGCACAACGGUUCCGAAACACUUCGUUUAGUUUCAGCCAAUUCCUGCAUCACGUGGUCUGGACCCAUGAUAUGGGCAUGCCCGAUGAACAUUGGAUGACCUACACAGAGACGUGUGAUCCUUGUCGGAUGAAGUUUGAUUACGUCCUUAAGUUGGAGACGAUCCAGGAAGAGAUGCAACACUUGCUCUGCGGGGUGUUGGGCUUCCCGGAAAGGGUCAGCAUCCCGGUGAAGCACCGCAGCUACGGUCACGGCCUCGGCCAUUCUGACAGGGAGUACUACGCGAACGUGAGCAGGGAGCUGAUGGACCGACUGCUCCAUAUUUACAGGCACGACUUCGCUAUCUUCGGGUACAGUCGAGACCUGUAGUGCACAAUACUGAGAGA